UCACCUCUCUACUUCUCUUUCGUUCUAUCUUUUUCUUUUUGUUGUAUAUAAAUCUGCAUUUCCCUAUAAAGUACAUUGUAUUUUCCAGGUAUCGUUUUCAAAUAUAACUAUACAUUUUCUUGAAAUUACAGUAGAAGAAAAUAAGCUUAAUAUCUACAUGAACUGUGUGUUGGAAGCAGUAAUAAUCAUAAGUAUAGUAACAUUGAUUAUUAUUCAUAUUAAUUUUUCAUUAGUUGAUUAAUCAUUCUCUGAACCUUUUAAUUAAUUGAAUUUUGCUUCUACUAUCUAACUAUUGAUAAGCUUCCUUGUUUUCUUGCAGACGUUUCAUGAACUAGGUAACAUUCUAGGGUGUGAUGUGCUUCGUAAACCAUGGUUUUGGAUGAGAUAGAUGAUAUACGGCUUCUGCAAAUCAAAGAUAAUCCUGUUGCCUUGUUUCAGCAGCCACAAUGAAUCAGGGUGGCUAUAAUGAUAGUAUAGAAGUUGCCGGUAUUGUUCUCUACUAUUUCCUGGAAAACUCCUCCAAUGUUAGUUUUGCUUCCAGCCUUUGUAGCUUGAAAACACAGUUGUUAGCACCAAAGUGUUAUAGUGUAUAUGAUGAUGGGGAGCUUCAGACAGAUGGCAAUAAUUUUGGACGAGUAGAAGACAGAGCACUGGGUGAACAAGCACCGGUGGUCGAUGAGGCAAUUUUCCGGAAAAUAGGAGUGCAGUUGGCUGUAAUCGGUGAUAAACUGGCUGCUGAGAUUGAGCACCCAUUUGUGGACAACCUGGCAGAACACUUCAGGAUGGAAAAUGUGUCCAGUCAGGUGAUCACCAAGCACCUGUCUGACGCAGUGAAAAAGGUCGUGGCAAGAAUGCCUCCGGAAAUAGAAAAGGAAAAAGCCAUGUUAGUGGCCGCAAUGGUUUUGGCCAAGAAAGUAGCCAAUGUAGUCCCUGCGUCGCUGCAGCAGGUGUUCAACACAACAGUGAAUUAUAUCAACCAGAACCUCCACAAUUAUGUGAACCAUUUGGCACCUGAGAACUGAACAAAAGGGAUGCACAUCUGAAUGCAAGAACCAAUUUGUUUUUUUAAAAAGUUUUUAAAGAUUAAGAAAAAUCGUGUCAUUUUGGUAUUUUAAUUUUUUGAAUUUUUUAUCAACAGUCAUGUAUUUUCUACAUAGUUGAUUUGAGAUAUGAAUUGGCAGGCCUCCUUUUAUACUUGAAAUCUUGGGCCAUUUUUUAUGUCUCUUAUAGAAGCAAAGUGGUUUUUUUUUAUUCUCAGGAUUAUGGUGUUGAUGGCAUCUCUCCUUGAAAACAGGAAUAGAAGCUAAUGACCACCUUAAAAUACCAUUAGACAGUCUGUUCUUCCACUUGUUAUAUAAGUGAAUAGUUGAUGGAAUAUGCUUGAUUUAUAGUUGUGAAUUUUUUUAAAGAAAUGCAUGCUAUUCUGAUCCAUUUAUCUGCCAUUUAAAAAUUGCCAUAAUAUAAAGUCUUAAAAACUUAAAAUGUGUAUUGUUUUUCAUAUUUAAUAGCAUUAUGCACAAGCCAAAAAACAUUUGUGUUCUCAACUGAGGCUGAUUAUCUUUACUACAGAUUUUGUAGACAUAUUAGGAAAGGAAAUUGCCUAUUUACAAAUGACACCAAUACAGUAAAGGUCAAUUAUAAUAUUUAUAAUUCCUUCUGCUUUGUACAUUGCUGGAAUACAGAUUUUAAUUGGGGGGGGGGAUAAGUGAUAGCCAUUGUACAAUUUUUAAAGAUUUGAUGAAGGUCUCUGUAAUAAAGUUAGGAAUGAAGCUGGAAGUCAAAUUGUUUACACAUCAUUACAUUUUAUUGACUUGAAAAGUUUUUGACACUCAUUUAGACUGAUAGAUGUUUGAAAAGUAAUCUGAAAAACUCUAGCUUGUACUGGCAUGAACAAUGGCAUCUCACUGUUUAUUGGUUGAGACAUUGGGUCAUUUGAAUGAACAUAAUUCUAAAUAUUUAAAUAGAUGUGGCUCUCUUUUUUGUGUGCUUUGAUUUUUCAACUGUGCAGGCUUUCUGAUCCAAGCAUGGAUUAUGUCUGAGGAAAAACCAAUUUAUGGAAGGCUACUACAUUAUACAGUUGUUCUUUUUUUUACAGCUAAUAAAAUUUUAAAAUAGUAUGUUUUGCUCCAGCUAAUAAAAACCCACACACUUUUUCUUCAAAAUUUAACUUUAAUAAAAUACAAAUAAGGGCGUAGUUUUACUUGAGAUUAUUGGUCAAGCAAAAAUACACAUAAUCUUUUAUAAAGAGUAGGAACACUUGUUUUUAACACUGGAGGCAGUAUUUUUCAAUUCAUACAGUAAAAGCCUGUAACAGUAAGAUGGUGAUUAUGUCUGCCCUCCUCACCGUGUUUCUUAAAAUAGCUCCAGGGAAGUAAUUAUGGUCAUACAGCUUAAGGAAAUACUACUCUGCCUUAACACGUCCAAUGCUAGGAAGAAGCUUGUGCAUCCUCAUGAAACUUAGCCCAAAGUAAAAAUAGUACUGUAGCUCAAGAAGAAAUAAUCAAAUGGCUUAAUUUUUUAACUAGCAUGGGUUAUUUUAGGGCUCUAUGAAUUCUCGGGAAGGUUUUCAAGUCAUCAAUACAGGCAAAUCUCUUUUCCUGGAUCAAUGUACAAAUAAGGUCAGACAGGCAGCUUUCCAGCCAGAUUAAAAGUCACAAUGUGGAAAUGCUUCACGUAUGCACUAGCAGGUUCUGAAGCCUCUAUUUGUUAAAAUAAUUGCUCAGCUCCAGCUUAUUGUGCAAAACACUAAGCAAGCGUGACACUUAUUUUGCUUUCAAGAACUCUUGCAGGACAUCCACCGCAAGUAGUUCAGGAACCAAAAGUAUAUCCACAUGAAGGAAACGAGUAUUUCAGUAGGCAGCAAAACUUUUUGCUGCUUCCAUUUGCCAAUGGAAGCAGCAGGAAAGAGAAAGUGUAGUUUGCAGCAUUUAGUCCAACAUUGUAGAACUUCUAUUGCAGAAGUACAAACUAUUUUGAAGUGACAGUUACAUAACACCUAUUGAAAUCCUACUGGUAUACCUUAACUUUGUCUUCAUUUCACUAGCACUGGAAAGGAUAUGGUAAUGUUUUUACAGAAUUAAUGACUGCAGUUCCAAAAAAAAAAAAAAAA
This is a messenger RNA of Thamnophis elegans (Western terrestrial garter snake), 3109 nucleotides long. It is a transcript of the gene BID, whose product is annotated as BH3 interacting domain death agonist. The transcript has 6 exons. Gene Ontology annotation, biological process: positive regulation of extrinsic apoptotic signaling pathway; positive regulation of intrinsic apoptotic signaling pathway; positive regulation of release of cytochrome c from mitochondria. The record is from RefSeq and is a predicted model, not a curated record. NCBI's taxonomy places the organism in Eukaryota, Metazoa, Chordata, Lepidosauria, Squamata, Natricidae. Gene Ontology annotation, cellular component: cytosol; mitochondrion; cytoplasm. Bases 447 to 1022 code for a protein of 191 amino acids.